CACCUACCCCUAUGAUCCCUAGAUGUGAAUGUGUGUGUAUGUGCGGGCGUGUGUAUGUAGUGUGACUUCCUCCACUUCCGUCCUCUGAAGGGAUCUAGUCGCAACCGGUCCGGGCCAAGCGGACCUCUUGGUGCGAGAUAAUCGGCCUCUGAUGUGACUUAAUGAGGCGGACAUGUCCGGGAACAAACUCAGACGCUCUCCUCUCCGAGACGACAGGUGUGCGCCAGGUGAGCCCCGGGAGGACACCGACGAUCCGGGACGAUCAGCAGCACACUUGACCGCAGGGCAUCACCGGGAAGCCCACCCACACUGACGCCGCUAUGGAGCCGGGCCAGAGCGCGCAGGCGGCGGACAUGGCAGGCGAGCACUCGGCGGGUAUGUGCGUGCAGCUGGAGAGAGACCGGGAGAGGGCCGAGCUGUCCAGCCCCAGUCCCCCGGCCAAGCAGCGCUCCCUGCGGGUCGUGUACGUACUGAACGACGGUCUGAAGGCGGUGAUGGCCAGCAGUCCGGAGUCCGGGGCGCUGCAGUGCCUCCAGCGGGCGUGUGACGCCGAGAGUGCCCUGCUGACCACAGUCACCUUCGGGAGGCUCGACUUUGGAGAGACCUCCGUGUUGGACAGCUUCUACGACGCAGACAUUGCGGUCGUGGACAUGAGCGACGUCUUCCGCCAGCCCUCCCUGUUCUACCACCUGGGUGUGAGGGAGAGCUUCGACAUGGCCAACAAUGUCAUCUUGUACCACGACACAGACCCUGACACGGCCCAGUCCCUGAAGGACAUGGUCGCUCAGAAAAACACAGCCUCCAGUGGCAACUACUACUUCAUCCCUUACAUCGUCAACCCCAACCACGAGUAUACUUGCUGUGAGAGCGACGCCCAGCGAAGGGCCAGCGAGUACAUGCAGCCCAGCUGGGACAACCUCCUGGGCCCCCUGUGCGUGCCCCUGAUGGACCGUUUCACCAGCUUGCUGAAGGACAUCCACGUCACGUCCUGCGCCUCCUUUAAGGACACCUUGCUGAACGACAUCAGGAAGGCCAGGGAGAAGUAUCAGGGCGAGGAGCUGGCCAAGGAGCUCUCCCGCAUUAAGCUCCGCAUCGACAACACCGAGGUCCUCACGCAGGACAUCGUCAUGAACCUGCUCUUCUCCUACAGAGACAUCCAGGACUACGAUGCCAUGGUCAAACUGGUGCAGACCUUGGAGAUGCUGCCGACCUGCGACCUGGCAACCCAGCCCAUGAUCCAGUUCCACUACGCCUUUGCACUAAACAGGAGAAACAGUCCCGGCGACAGGGAGCAAGCGCUACGGGUGAUGCUGCAGGUCCUGCAGUCCUGUGAGCAUCCUGCGCCGGACAUGUUCUGCCUGUGCGGACGGAUCUACAAGGACAUCUUCCUGGACUCGGACUGCAAGGACACCAAGAACAGGGACAAUGCCAUACAGUGGUACAGAAAGGGCUUUGAGCUGCAACCCACACUCUACUCUGGCAUCAACCUGGCCGUUCUCCUCAUAGUCGCCGGGCAACAGUUUGAGAGCUCCAUGGAACUUAGGAAAAUUGGUGUUCGGUUGAACAGUUUGCUGGGGCGCAAAGGUUCCCUGGAGAAAAUGAACAACUACUGGGACGUGGGACAGUUCUUCACCGUUAGCAUGCUGGCUAACGACAUCCCUAAGGCCACUCAAGCUGCUGAGAAGCUCUUCAAACUGAAGCCCCCUCUCUGGUACCUGCGCUCGGUGGUGCAGAACUUGCAGCUGAUCCAGAGAUUCAAGAAGCAGAACAUGGAGCAUUCCCCCCAGAGGGACCGACUCAACUUCUGGAUGGACAUCAUUGUGGAGGCCACGCAGGGGACCACCAACCGACUGCGCUUUCCCGUGCUGAUUCUGGAACCCACUAAGGUCUACCAACCGUCAUACGUGUCCAUCAACAACGAGGCGGAAGAGAAGAACGUCUCCAUCUGGCAUGUUUCUCCUGCUGAAACAAAGGGCAUCCACGAGUGGAACUUCACCACAAUGUCCAUCAAAGGCAUCAGUAUCAGCAAAUUUGAUGAACGCUGCUGCUUCCUCUACGUCCACGACAACUCUGACGACUUCCAGAUUUACUUCUCCACCGAGGAGCAGUGUGCACGGUUCUGCUCCAUGGUGAAGGAGAUGAUAUCGGACGGGACCGGGAACUCGGUGGAGCUGGAAGGCGAAGGCGACGGCGACACACUGGAGUACGAGUACGACAUCGACGAGACGGAGGACCGGGUGGUGCUGGGACGAGGUACCUACGGGGUCGUGUACGCUGGGAGGGACCUCAGCAACCAGGUCCGAAUUGCCAUCAAGGAGAUCCCAGAGAGGGACAGCAGGUACUCGCAGCCUCUUCACGAAGAGAUCGCUCUGCACAAGUACCUCAAGCACAGGAACAUCGUCCAGUAUUUGGGCUCUGUUUCGGAAAACGGAUAUAUCAAGAUCUUCAUGGAGCAAGUUCCCGGAGGGAGCUUGUCGGCCUUGCUGCGCUCCAAAUGGGGUCCCCUGAAGGAGGCCACCAUCAUCUUCUACACCCGACAGAUCCUGGAGGGGCUGCGAUACCUGCACGAGAACCAGAUUGUGCACAGAGACAUAAAGGGUGACAACGUGCUGGUCAACACCUACAGCGGCGUCUUGAAGAUCUCAGACUUUGGUACCUCCAAGCGGCUGGCUGGAGUCAAUCCCUGCACGGAGACCUUCACUGGCACUCUGCAGUACAUGGCCCCAGAAAUCAUCGAUAAGGGUCCUCGGGGCUACGGGGCCCCAGCAGACAUCUGGUCCCUGGGGUGCACCAUCAUCGAAAUGGCCACCGGGAAGCCUCCCUUCCAUGAGCUGGGGGAGCCUCAAGCCGCCAUGUUUAAGGUGGGGAUGUUUAAGAUCCACCCGGAGAUCCCAGAGUCUUUGUCACUGGAGGCCAAGUCGUUCAUCUUGCGUUGCUUCGAGCCGGACCCUCACAAACGAGCCAUCGCCGCUGACCUGCUGAGGGACACCUUUGUCAGACACAACACCAAGGGCAAGAAGAGCAAGAUCGCCUUCAAACCUUCAGACUACAUCCACGUUUCCCUGCCGGUGCAGUUGCAGUGCGAGGCUACUGGGAGUAGCAGCAGCGAACACGGCUCCAUGAGCCCCGACUGUGACUCCAAACAGGAUGUCUUCUUCCAGAAAAAGAAAAGCUCCGGCUCGGAGAACCUGCUCAAACCGCCCAAUUCCAACUACCUGAGCGUUCCAGACGAAGGCUCGGUGUCGGAGGACCGCAAUGUCCCGCCCUCCCCCGAGGACAGAGACGGAGGCCUCUUCCUACUGAAGAAGGACAGCGAGAGGCGGGCCAUUCUGUUCAAGGUCCUGAACGAGGACCAGGCGAAGGUCAUCUCCAACCUGAAGGAGAACUACAUCCAGGGCAGCGAAGAGCUCCAGCUGUCCGUGGAGCACAUCAAGCAGAUCAUCUGCAUCCUCCGAGACUUCAUUCAUUCCCCAGAGAGGCGCGUCAUGGCGGCCACCAUCUCCAAGCUCAAGCUGGACCUAGACUUUGACUCCACCUCCAUCAACCAGAUCCAGUUGGUGCUCUUUGGCUUCCAGGACUCGGUCAACAAGGUGCUCAGGAACCAUCACAUCAAACCUCACUGGAUGUUCGCCAUGGAUAACAUCAUUCGGAGGGCUGUGCAGGCGGCCAUCACCAUCCUCAUUCCAGAGCUGCAGACGCACUUCGGCCCGGCGUCAGAGUGCGAGGGCGCAGAGAAGGAGGAUGAGGUGGACGAGGAGGAGGGCGAAUUCGGCCCAGUGCUUGCGCCGGCCGCCGACGAGCCCGCCGACCCCGUCGCCUCGGCCGUCGCCACGCUCCAUUCCGCUCACUCCCACGAGCACCAGCGCUCCCACCACCAGCUGGGGGCUCAGCUGGGGCGCCUCAAGCAGGAGACCAACAGGCUGCUGGAGGAGCUGCUGCAGAAGGAGAAGGAGUACCAGCAGGUCCUGAAGGCCACCCUGCAGCAGCGAACGCACGACCUGGAGCUGGUCAGGGUCCGGCACAGACCGCCAGAUAUUUCGCCACCAUCCAUCUUCCACAUUCCGGCGGACCACGAGCCUGAUAAGCAGCUCACUGAUUGGCUGAAGGAGCAGGGGGCGGACCCUGACACGAUCGACAAGUUUGUGCUUGAAGAAUAUACGCUGACGGACAUCCUCAGCGACGUCACCAAAGACGACCUGCGCUGCCUCCGCCUCAGGGGCGGAGUCCUGUGCCGAAUCUGGCGGGCCAUCCAGAGGCACCGGGAGCGAGAGAGGCUGAGGGGCGACGAGCGCUCGGACGACGACGUGUGAUGUUCUCUCUGCCAAAACGCCACUGUGCCUUUUUUUUUGUUUUACCUUUUUAUGAAACACGGCGAUGCUUGACUUCAACAGACCAAAGCGCUUUUUAGUGCAGGCACUACUUUCGCUAGCAUUGCACAUUGCGCUUUGCAGCAGUCACAAGCACAACGAGAGAAAUCACGUAUUGACCUGAACAUAAGACGACCUUGAUAUGUAGAAAGAUCCCAGAUAUAAUACAACCCUGAACAUAAGAUCCCUCUUAUGUAGUACGACCCCUAAUAUGACAAUACUGAUUUAUGAGACGAUCUUGAAUAUAAGACAAGCCUGACGACAAAAACACCUUGAAUAUAAGACAACCCAAAAUAUAAGACAAUCCUUCAUAUAAGAUGACCCUUGCUACAAGAUGACCCUGACUAUAAGACGACUCCUGAUAUAAGACAACCUCAUAUACUGUAUUACGAUGACCCAGAAUAUAAAACUAUGCCAAAUAUAAGACAACCCUAAUUAUCACAUACUACAGUGUUAAUUGGCCCUGUACCCUAGAAACCGCCCAUGAAUGAUACGGGAAAAGGCCGAAAUGAUACUGUGUCAAAGCCCAGGGCAGUGAUACUGAUAAACUAUAGAGUUUAUUGUAACUAUAUGGUUACCGUUAUUAUCGUAACAAUAUGUUUAUUGUAACGUCGUUGCCGACGCUAUGGAAAGGACACGACUGUGAUCGCUAACAAGCUUUUAUUACACAAAAAUACUGGCUACUGUCGGCCGUAACCACGCCGUUGCAACCACCGCCAGCAACGCAACAGUGCUUCCUCAACACGACACGCCCCCACCCCUGGUGCAUUGACAGUCACGCGGAACAGUCAGACACUCAAGAGCACAACAUGUCAACAUGAACACGUCAGGGUCACUACAUUAUUUUAUCAAUCAGAAAAGAAAAUGGGGAUGAAUACGAGCCUGAUUCUCUCAAAUCAAAAUUCAACUCUCUGGCACGUUACAUGAUGGAAAAACAAAAGUAUGUGAUAAUAAGAUCAUCACAUGGUUUGUCUGGUAUCAGGCCUUGUGGACAUGAUACCUGGCCUGAUACCAGACAAACCAUGUGAUAACCUCUAAAUGUAAGACAGCCGGUAACUUGCCCAACCGGUUGCUCUGGUGUGUCUGAGGACAUGCUACCUGUUGGUUCCAUGUAUAAAAUCUGAAGACUAUAAGACGGCCUCAUUAUUUUUAGGUAAAAAUAGCGUUUUAUAAUCGGGUCAACCGCUUGUGACACUCAUAACGUUGGUUUCUUUAAUUAAAGUGUGACUCAAGUCCGCACUCUACAUGACGGGUUAACAAUCUGAAUGGUUGAGUAGUCCAGGUUGUACCCAGGGUGACCCCCAUUGGGAGAAUGGAUAAAACCUAUGACCAAACUAGCUGUGAGUCAGGAUCACACCACAGGUCAUGGAUUAGCAAUCCUUUCAUUUUCCUUCUUUUAGUCAAGUACACGUUUAUUUGGAUGUUUUCUUUGACUGUGUGUGUGCGCUUCAUGUUUGCUUUGCA
Messenger RNA from Doryrhamphus excisus (bluestripe pipefish), 5831 nucleotides. The record is from RefSeq and is a predicted model, not a curated record. Lineage: Eukaryota; Metazoa; Chordata; Actinopteri; Syngnathiformes; Syngnathidae.